ACAGUGGUAGCGCUGGAGGGCUGCAAGGAUGAGACGCUACUCUUUGGGUCCUGCUAUAUGCCACAUGAUGGAGAAGCACCACAGACGGAACUUCGGAAGCUGGUAGAAACAGCUGCCAGAAAGAAGCACGCUCUGGUGGUGGGAACGGACGCAAACGCACAUCACACGGUCUGGGGAAGUGCAGAUAUAAACGACCGAGGUGAGUCACUAUUUACCUAUAUUCUUCAAAGUAGCCUAGAAAUAGCUAAUAGAGGUGAAGAACCAACAUAUGUGGGACCAACCUCGAAGAAUGUACUCGAUUUAACACUGUACACAAGCAGGCAUGUUAUGGUUCAGGAAUGGGAAGUGUUGAGUACGCCCUCAUUCUCUGAUCACAGAUACAUAAGCUUUCAGGUCAUAUUCCGCUCAAAAAACAAACUUACAUCCUUUAGAAAUCCUAAGAAUACGAACUGGGACUUGUAUAGGGAUAUACUAUCAAAAACACCAAUGAUACCCCGGAAAUACAAGUCACACGUCGCACUUGAGAAAGGGGUUGAAUUGUUUGCAACUACUCUCGUCAAAGCCUUUAAAAGAUCCUGCCCCCCAACACGUAAUAAACGCAAGGUGAAGCCUCCCUGGGUCCACGUUGUGGUCUCUAUCUCCAGACCCUAG
Molecule: messenger RNA, 651 nt
Organism: Anastrepha obliqua
Lineage: Eukaryota; Metazoa; Arthropoda; Insecta; Diptera; Tephritidae
Exons: 2
Molecular function (GO): catalytic activity
Source: RefSeq, a predicted model, not a curated record